Molecule: messenger RNA, 951 nt
Organism: Penicillium riverlandense
Lineage: Eukaryota; Fungi; Ascomycota; Eurotiomycetes; Eurotiales; Aspergillaceae
Exons: 1
Coding region: 1-951 (316 amino acids)
Source: RefSeq, a predicted model, not a curated record
AUGUCCCCUCCCACUGUCAUCGUCUUUGGUCCCACAGGCCACGUCGGCUCUGCCGCUGCCUGCCGCGCUCAGCAACUCGGCGCAAGGGUAGUUCUCGCCCUACGCGAUGUUCAUAAGUCCAUCCCAGGCCUUAGUCCUGAUCAGGAGAAAGCUGGGGGUUUCGAGCGGGUCCAGGCCGACCUCACUAAGCCCGAAACUAUCAAGGCUGCCGUGUCUACUACUAGAGCCACGCAUGCCUUCAUAUACCUUGUGUUCGGUGCGACGGACCACAUGCGGUCUACUAUUGAAGCACUCAAGGACGCUGGCAUUGAAUUUGUCGUUUUCCUAAGUAGCGUGAGUGUUCAGGGCGACAUUAGGGAGGUCACACCAGCGUCUUUCAUACCGUACGCUCAUGCGCAGGUUGAGAUUGGCCUCGACGAGGUCUUUGGCCCUAAUGGCUACGUUGCUAUUCGACCGGCGUUCUUUAAUACCAACGUGAGCUGGUGGGCGGACAUGAUUCGUGAAGGGGAGGUCAAGAUUGUAUAUCCGGAUGCUAAAUUAGACUGGAUCGCGCCAGAGGAUAUUGGAAGAGUGGCUGGAACGCUAGUCGUCCAAGGAAUACAGGCUACGGAAGGCGCAGAGGCACGCAACAUCGUCCCUCUGUGCGGACCGAAGCUAGUGUCCCAAAGGGACGCUAUAGGGAUAUUUGGCAAGGCAGUUGGCAAGGAUAUUAAAGUCACCGAGCUUGACGAGCAGGAAGGUGUGGAGGUUAUGGUGAAGCAUGGAGUGCCGGAUUUUGUGGCGGGGGACCUAAUAAGCGCACUAGGGGCAUCUUCUAAAGGCGAGGGGGAUCAGAGUAUGAUUGGAGGGGAGAUAUUUGAGAAGGGCUCCGCUAAUGUUCCGAAGUAUGCUGGACGGGCCACGAGCUUGGAAGAGUGGGCUGAGACAAACAAAGGGUUGUUCAGUGGGUGA